AUGAGGAUUGGAGAUGCGGUCGUGGGGCCAGUGCGAUACAUCAACGCCACGGGCGAGAGCUACUCAGACGAAGGGCUGCAGGAGAACAGGGUGACCGUGGGAGAGAGAGGCAGCACCGCCUUGGGCUUCGUGGACGACCCGAACUUCGACUCCGAGAAGCCGUACUUCGACUACGAGCAGUCUGCCAACAUCACUGCCCUGUUGGGCAAGACGGCCAUUCUCAACUGCCGCGUGAAGAAUAUCGGCAAUAAGACGGUCUCGUGGAUACGACACCGUGACAUCCAUCUCCUGACCGUGGGACGCUUCACCUACACUUCAGACCAACGAUUCUCCGCCAGCCACGCCCCUGGCUCCGAAGACUGGCUGCUGAAGAUCCACUAUCUUCAGGAACGCGACGCUGGGAAGUACGAGUGUCAGAUUUCGACCACUCCCCCCGUCAGUCACUUGGUUCAUCUGUCAGUCGUUGAACCAGAGACGGUGAUCGUUGGAGGACCAGACGUCUACAUCAACACUGGGAGUCGAUUGGCUCUCACCUGCAGCGUCAAGUACAGCCCGGAGCCGCCUGCAUUUAUAUUCUGGUUCCACGAUGGAAAGCUGGUCAGCUACGACAGGACCCGUAGCGGAGUCGUAGUAUCUACGGAGAAGGGAGUGGUUACCACAUCCAGGCUCCUGGUUCAGUUUGCUGAGCCACGCCACACAGGUGUCUACACCUGCUCGCCCGCUAAUUCGAAACCGAAAAACGUCAACGUACAUGUGUUGGCUGGUGACAAGCCAGCAGCCAUCGUGCACGAGAAUAACAGCGCUGAGGUGACGGUCGCAUCCCCACACCUGUACAGCUACGUCUUCAGUACAGGUCUGGUCCUGCUGCACCGUAUCGCUUUGUAAAUAAGCUUAACACUCCCUAGCUGCUACUGCUGCUAACCUGCUGCUACUCUGGCGUGUUCACUUGAAGAUAUAACAGAGGAACAAGAAGAAAACUCGUCAAGUUUUAGAUUUUUUCCCACAGAAAAGUUUCUGUCAAUCUUCUGGUGAUUUCAUGGUAUCCCUCUGCCCCUGAAAUUGGACCUACAGUAUUCCAAGACCUCCCUUACCCCAUUCUUCCCAACCACCCGUGCCACUCCCCAAGUAUGAAUAAUAUAUACCCUUCACCACCCUCCCAAAUUAUUCCCCCCGACCAUGAACAAUCAUCGCAAGCGUUGGCAACGUUCUUCGCCACAAAACAGACAGACUCAAAGAAGGGGAUUAUAUAUAUAUAUUUUGAUACGCACGAAUAAGGGAACACACGUCAGUUAAUUUUGUAUGAGAAGCAUUACUCAGAACUAUAUGCUACGCGCUCACAUUUUUUUUUUUCGAAUCUAAAAACGAGAAAUAUAUUUAAAAAGGGGGAAAUCGUGGGGAGAAUCUUGUACUAAAGCUUUUGACCGAAAAAAAAAAAAAAAGUAUUUUUUCGUAAACUGAUGAUGCCUACGACGAAGAACCUUAUAGUGCUUAAAACGUACAAACGAUGAUGACCUCUUACGAACUUGCUUUCAAUGAUUUUCGAUAAGCCAACAAAGGAAAACAAAUGACGGACGAUUGUGGAAAUGAAACGACAUUUCCUAAGUGGGCCCCAGAAUGGCGCUCGAGACCAAAAGAAUUUGUUCAGUGUUGACCAACCACUUUAUGAUCUGUAGUGAUACGUGUUUUAGAGACAGUUCCGAAAUAUAUAGACAAUUUCCAACAGAAAAGUGAAGGAAGAAUGGGAAGAAAGCGACGGACGAUAAAAGGAGGACAGGAGAAUGAUAUUCAGGAUAAAGAAUUGCUGUAAUAAUAAUGAUCAACAUUCUGUAGGAUGGUUGUUUUGAUCAACAUGCAUAGACUCGUUUCCAAUACAUUCCCCGAAGCCAAAAUAAACGGAAUAAUUGGAUCAGGGUUGAUCCAAAGUAUUUAUCGAGAAAUAAGGGAGUCUGUUUCAAUGAGCGAGUGUAAGAGAAAUUUAACAUUAUAUAGUGAAUUCGCAUUUCUGUCAAUGAAAAGGAAACAUUAUAUACGAGAAUUUCUUCCAUAGUGAAUGUGUUGAAGAUAUCAGAUUUGGCCCGGUCACAUUUCUGUUACGGAUCAGUGAUUUUUAUUCGAUUUCUAAUAAGUUUAUAUACACAUAUAUAUUUCUGGAAAUCUCUGAUAUAUCUAAUGUAUCGAUCAAUGUCCGUACCUCUGUGCCCGAUAAGUAAGUUAUUGGCCUUCUCUUUUGCAUUCCUGAAUGUUUUAUGUAUUCAAGUAGACUGCUACGUAAUCUUAGUUAUGGAUGUUAUGAGUUAUGAGUUUCAGUAAUUUGUUAUUUUUCUGAUUUAGAAAAAAAAUAACCGAAAAAAAUUUUAUAUGAGAUUUAGAUCGUCGUUUCUACGGCGCUGAUUUGUGAUACCUUAUUCUUAAAGAUAAAAAAAAAAAGAAAAAUUUAAUUGUAACCAAUGAUGGAAUGCAGUAGAGAGGAGAGUCAUCUGGAGGAGAAUCAACCUGAAAGUCAAUUUUGUUGCAAAUCACAAGUAAUGUGGUCUGGCUCUUCUCCCGCCUACUUCAUGUACCCAUUUUAUAAGAUUGAAAUAAAAUUCAAUAUCUAGCCAUUUUAUAAGAUAGAAGUAAAAUUCAAUAUCUUGCCAUUUUAUCAGAUUGAAAUAAAAUUCAAUAUCUAGCCAUUUUAUAAGAUUGAAAUAAAAUUCAAUAUCUUGCCAUUUUAUAAGAUUGAAAUAAAAUUCAAUAUCUAGCCAUUUUAUAAGAUUUUAAAUAAAAUUCAAUAUCUUGCCAUUUUAUAAGAUUGAAAUAAAAUUCAAUAUCUAGCCAUUUUAUAAGAUUUUAAAUAAAAUUCAAUAUAGGCUAUGUAAGUGAACUGAAGAAAGCCAAACCACCAUGACCAUCAGAGUGCAAACUGGAAUAUUUAAGGUACUUUGUGGUAAGGCCAGUUUGGGAGGAGUUUAAACAGGUCAUCAUGAAACAAAGUAAAUAUCUACCACAAAUUCCCAUGCGUUCUUAACAUAACAGAUGAUCCAGAGAUAUUUGCUGUAUUUAUGAAUAUGUGUCAACCUAACCUGUCGCAAUCUCCUGACUCCCUCUAUUUUUUAAAAAAUUGAAUUUAUCUCUGUAUUUGGGUUCUGUGUUUCAUCUAAACGUCAUUUCUCUAUGACUCAUGUGAAUUUUAGGCUUAAAUCGAAUUAGAGUAAAGACUAAGUGCAAAAAAAUAAAUAAAUAAAUAAAACAAAAACAAAAAAAUUGAAUUCCGAAUGUGGUCUGAGUUAUGAAAUUAGAAAAAUUAUAUGCUCACAAUUACAUACACACAUAUAUAUAUAUAUACAAUAUACAUACAUAUUUUAUGUGUACUGGGAACAGGGUGAGCAUCUAUACAGGCGUGUAUUUUGUUAUUCAUAGAGAAAUACUGAUACAUACAUCUACGUAAAUAUUUACAGGUCAAUGAAUCUGGUAUUGUGAUACCUUCAGCUUGAAACGUACGAUAUUAAUACAAACACAUACAUACAUAUUUUAGAUACAACGCGAGUGGAAUGAAUACCUACACAGGUGUGUAUGCGCAUACUCAUACAUGGAUAAAUACCGAAGUACACCCGCUUAAGUAUUUAUAGGUAUUGUGAUACUUUCACCUCGAAAUUGACAGUACGGAAUGACGGAAGCAUAUGACGAUGUUUACGUUUUGCAAAGGUUAACAAAGGGUUAACAAAGGUUAGCCUGAAUUCCCGUUUAAAAGUAGAUAGCCACUGUUAGCCUUAGGAAUAAUAAGUGUCUCAUCUUCAACUCGAAAUGAAAGAAGAAGAAGAGGAAAAUGAAAAAGAAUUUCGGAUAUGGACCACCCUGUGACGUAAGGAACCAACCGCACAUCAUCGAUGGUAAAUGAAUUUCAUCAUACAUUAUAUAUAUAUAUAUAUA
This is a messenger RNA of Macrobrachium nipponense, 3909 nucleotides long. Its product is annotated as zwei Ig domain protein zig-8-like. Gene Ontology annotation, cellular component: neuron projection membrane. Lineage: Eukaryota; Metazoa; Arthropoda; Malacostraca; Decapoda; Palaemonidae. The coding region runs from base 1 to 885 and encodes 294 amino acids. The record is from RefSeq and is a predicted model, not a curated record. The transcript has 6 exons. Gene Ontology annotation, biological process: synapse organization.